Molecule: messenger RNA, 2616 nt
Organism: Tachyglossus aculeatus (Australian echidna)
Lineage: Eukaryota; Metazoa; Chordata; Mammalia; Monotremata; Tachyglossidae
Gene: PNCK
Product: pregnancy up-regulated nonubiquitous CaM kinase
Exons: 12
Coding region: 159-1160 (333 amino acids)
Biological process (GO): peptidyl-serine phosphorylation
Cellular component (GO): intracellular anatomical structure
Molecular function (GO): calmodulin binding; calcium/calmodulin-dependent protein kinase activity; ATP binding
Source: RefSeq, a predicted model, not a curated record
AACUGGAAGGGAAAUGUAAUGUUUUAAAUAGCAUGGACUCUUCUCAGCGAGGAUCCGUGGAGUCCAGGGACUGAGCUUGGAGGAAACUUGCAGGGAGAAGCCCCAGGCUUGCCCCCAGCUGGCCCCCAGCCCCAAGCUUCCAGUUAGCCCCGGUCACCAUGCCGCUUGGGAAGGCUUGGAAGAAGAAGACAGAAGACAUCACCAGCGUCUAUCACAUCAAGGAGAAGCUUGGGGCGGGGGCUUUCUCUGAAGUCGUGCUGGCCCAGGAGCGCAACUCGAAGCGGCUGGUGGCCCUCAAAUGCAUCCCUAAGAAGGCUCUGCGAGGCAAGGAGGCGGCUGUAGAGAACGAGAUUACCGUCCUGAAGAAGGUCAAACACAAGAACAUUGUGGCCCUAGAGGACAUCUAUGAGAGCCCUACCCACCUGUACCUGGCCAUGGAGCUUGUGACCGGGGGGGAGCUGUUUGACCGCAUCAUCGAGCGGGGCUACUACACGGAGAAGGACGCCAGUCAGCUGAUCCGCCAGGUCCUGGAUGCUGUCUCCUACCUGCAUGAGCUGGGCAUUGUCCAUCGAGACCUCAAGCCAGAGAACCUGCUGUACGCCACCCCCUUUGAGGACUCCAAGAUCAUGAUCACUGAUUUCGGCCUUUCCAAGAUUGAGGAUGGCAGUGUUAUGGCCACAGCCUGCGGCACCCCUGGAUACGUUGCCCCAGAGCUCCUGGAACAGAAGCCUUAUGGGAAGGCAGUGGACGUGUGGGCACUGGGCGUUAUCUCCUACAUCCUGCUCUGUGGGUACCCUCCCUUCUACGAUGAGAACGACUCAGAGCUCUUCAGCCAGAUCCUGAAAGCCGAGUAUGAGUUUGAUGCUCCUUAUUGGGAUGACAUCUCCGAGUCGGCCAAAGACUUCAUCCGUCACCUGCUGGAGAGGGACCCCGAGAAGAGGUUUACUUGUGAGCAAGCCCUGCAGCACCCCUGGAUCUCCGGGGACACGGCUCUGGACAAGGACAUUCAUGGCUCAGUCAGCGAGCAGAUCCAGAAGAACUUUGCUCGGAGCCAGUGGAAGAGAGCAUUCAAUGCCACAUCCUUCCUGCGGCACAUCACCAAGAUGGGGCACAGCGCCGAGGGCGAGGAACUGGCGGCUGAGGCCGCACCCCCAGAGUAGCCUGGGAAGGGGGACGGCUGAGGUGAGAUUUCCGGUGUCUGCAGUCUCCACAUCCAUCGGAUGGGCCAGUGCUGGAGGACUCGGCCCCGCCCAUUCUCUCUGUCCUUGCAUGAGCUCUUGGUGACACCUGUCUGCAUGCAAUGUGCAGCCAUCAGCAGCCAUUCUUUCCGCCCCUCCCCGCUCCCCUCUCACCCCUCCUUCCAUCCAGCCGUCUCUCUCUCAAUCUCUCCCCACGAGGGGCAGGCCCCGCGUCCCUUCCACCGUCACCUCCCAGCCCCCCGGGACUUUAGCUGGGUUCAUGCACGGGCCCAGGCCUGGGGAGUGGUAACGGCCAGGCUGCCCGAGCCAGGCUGCUAAGGGAUGGGAAGGGCAAGAGAGAUUUUUCGGUCCGGGAGGGUGGGCAGAGCAGGUGGCAAGAAGAGCCAGAGGAAAGGGGCCCUGCUGCCCAGGGGAAUCUGAAUGGUGCCCUGUGCCAGCCCAAUCUGGAUGGACCUGCUCUGAGUCUGAUCCUUCCCAUGCUCUUCCCCCCUCCCCUUCUCCAGCAGGAGUGGCCCACCUGGGCAUGGGGCUCUACCACCCUCUUGCUCACCUAGGAAGGAAAGGAGCUGGGGAGGGUUGCCCUGGCGAGCAGGUCCCUCUAAGGUGGACACCCAGAGCUGCGUGGGGGGCACCAAGGAAUGAGACAGCUGGCCAGGACUCGGCUUGGCCAGGCCCUGAGGAGGCUCCAAGGAGGAGGAGGAGCUGAGGGAGCCAGAGGAAACCAGAGGAAGCCAGAGGGAACCAGAAACAGCCAAGGCAGCCAGGGAGACUGACUGCAGGCCUCAGGGAGACACGUGGGGACUGAGAGCUGACCGGGUUACAGAGUAGCAAGCAGAGGACUGUGGUUUGGAGAGGGGAUGCUGGGAAGGGGAAUGUGGCCUGAAGGGCUCUGCCUUUCACUUCCUCCUCUCCUGCCCCAAAUCAUCUCCCUUUGCCUUCCCUCCCCUUCCACAGUGACCCCAAGAGAUGCCUUCAUGGGCAUAAUUUCCCCUAUCCUGUGAUGAGUCCCAAGCCCUCAGGUCUGGGUGCUCCUAUGGAGCCUCUGAAACAGGAGGAGAGGUUGGUUGGGGGUAGGGGGCUCACUGGCCCUCCAGGCCCCCUCUAUUUCCCAAUCAGGGCCAAAGGGAGAGGAAAGACCGCAAAGGAGACCUCCCCGGUGGAAUCGGGAGGGGCGGGGAGUCCUUGGGGCCCUGGAGUGGGGCUUUCCCCACGGUGUGACAGUGUCCAUAUGCUUGUGACGUCGUGCAGGCCUGGAAUGCUUUGUCGUGAUGUGGAGUCUUCUUGGGAAAGUUUCAAAACCAAAAAUGUGCAAGAGAAGUCUGUUCUGUGUCUGUGACCCCGUUAAUGUCAACAUCCCGCUCCCCCCUGCCCCGCCACCCUAUUUUUCCUCCCAAGAAUAAAGAUGCAAAUAACCCAA